Gasterosteus aculeatus aculeatus (three-spined stickleback) is the source of this 3149-nucleotide messenger RNA. RefSeq lists its product as uncharacterized. Gene Ontology annotation, cellular component: plasma membrane. NCBI's taxonomy places the organism in Eukaryota, Metazoa, Chordata, Actinopteri, Perciformes, Gasterosteidae. Gene Ontology annotation, biological process: signal transduction. Gene Ontology annotation, molecular function: signaling receptor activity; protein binding. The record is from RefSeq and is a predicted model, not a curated record.
GUUAAAAUAGGAAGUGCAGUUGCAGAAAGGAAGGCUACGGAGAGGACCAUUAAAUGAUGUCUUUGGACUGACGUUGGUGCGAAACGUAGCCGUUAAGCAAAGAUGAGGCCAACCGUCGUCUUCCUGCUUCUGCUCAACACCUCGGCCUGCUGUGGUUUCGGCUUUAAAGGCUGCUCUCAGAGCUUCCCCCAGUCGUACGUCAUGUGGUGCUUCAACAGGGACAUCGCCAACCUCACCGACGUGGUCGCUGGGAUGCCAGACAACCUGACAAACAUCAACCUGUCAAAGAACAAGAUCAGGAUCGUCCCGCCUGGAUCGUUCAGUCGGAUUCCUGGGCUCAAACAACUGGACCUCAGCCAGAACCGGCUGGUCUCUCUGAAAGGGGGCGAGUUCAGUGGCCUGAGAGUCCUGGAAUGGCUCAACCUCACCUGCAACAACAUCUCACACAUCCAUUCCGACGCCUUGGAUGGACUCGCCGGGCUGAAAACCCUGCUUCUGACCCACAACGCGCUGGCGACGUUCUCCCCGAGGAUCUUUGAGUCCCUCCCGGCCAUUGAUAAGGUCAACCUGUCCCUGAACAAGCUGAAGGCCUUCAGCUGCGACGACUCUGCCGGAUCCUCCACCCUCUCGUGGCUCGACCUUUACGCAAACGCCGUCCAGAGGGUGAACGUGAGCUGUUUCCCCGCGCUGGAGUACAUCCGGCUGUCCAACAACUCCCAACUGGAGCUGCGGGCGGAUGUUUUUGCCUCCAACCCGAGGCUGAAGAGUCUGCUGUGCCAGGCGGUGAGAGCAGAAGUACUGGCGGGACUCUCGGCGGAGACGAAGAGGAACCUCUCUUGGGUGGCGUUCUCUUUGUCUGUGGAGAAAUCCCCGCUGACGAUCUGUGCGUUGUUAGGCGGAAUGGACCAGCUUGAGAGGCUCGAGGUGGACUUGAAAGGAUCCAGGUUACCUCGGGAUAACUACACCCUCUUGGACUGCGACACUCCGCCCAUGGUUAUCGUUGAGGAUGCGGACCUCGGGAACGUGGCCUCGGUGUCUCUGGGUCGGGGUAAUACGAGCAGACUUUACCUCACCAACUGCGGGUUAAAGCAGAUAUCUCCCACCACGUUCGGCGGUUACCGAGGCCUGACGACCCUGCAGCUGAAUCGAAAUAAGCUGGACAUUCACAGCGACGCGUUCGAAGGGCUGAGCCGCCUCACGUUCUUAGGCUUCGACAGCAGCAAAAUCAGCGACAUUGACCCCAACUGGUUCGUCCCUCUGAAGAGCCUGACUCGCCUGUCUCUGGUGAAGAACGAAAUCACCGAGUUGCCACCCGAGGUGUUCAGUGGCCUGAGCCGACUCGAGCAGCUCUACAUGCAGUUCAACCUGCUGAAAUACAUCACCGGAAAGCCCUUCAGCGGGCUGCGGAGGCUAACGAAGCUCAACCUCAGCUUGAACAUUAUAGAUUUCAUCGAGGUCGGCACCUUCGAUGACCUGACGAUGCUUUUGUACCUGGAUUUAAGUGGGAAUCGGAUCAAGAGGCUGACGCCAAACAUUUUGUCCGGCCUGAUCAAUUUGAGGAAAUUUGUUCUGUACAACAACCGGCUGCAUUUCAACUCCCGUGAAGCUCCUUUCAUAGACCUUACUUCUCUGGAGUAUCUGGAGAUGAACUACCAGGGUCCUGGAGGUCAAGGCAUCGGUACCAUUGGGCCGCAUUUCUUCCAAGGUCAACGUAACCUGACCUCGUUUACCAUCGGGCACAGCAUCCAGCUCGACUUCCACCCCGAUGCCCUUGCUCCUCUGGUCAAUUUAAGGAAACUGUUUAUAGAUAGCGUGGUUAUGAAAAGGACCAACCUGAGCGCAGUUUUGUCCCCUCUGAAGAAGCUGAAGAAGCUGACUCUUCACAGAAUAGACCUCGACGCUCUGCCUGCUGACCUGUUGCCACCGGAUAACAGGCUGGAGGUCCUCCAAACCAUGUCCAACCACCUGCACACUGUGGACAAGCUCAUGCUGGAUGCCCUCCCAAGAUUGCGUGUUUUUGACAUUACGGACAACCCACUUUCCUGCACCUGUGAUAAUGCCUGGUUCAAGACCUGGGCCAUCCGCAACACCCAAACCCAGGUGUCCUACCUGUACAGCCUGCGGUGUGACAACGCCAGGAGAUCUCGCUACCUGUGGCAGUUCGAAGACCGGGCCUGCUCCUACGAAGAGGCGGCCUUCGCUCUCUUCGUCGCCUGCUCCGUGGCGGACGUGAUGUUCGUGUGCGCGUGUCUGGCGUGGCACACGCAAGGCCCGACCCUGCGCUACCUGCUGCUCGUCCUCCGGGCCAAACUGCGCGGACGGAGGAGGGCGGCGGCCAAGUUCCAGUACGACGCGUUCAUCUCCUACUGCUCCAAGGACGAGGCCUGGGUGAUGGAACAGCUGGUGCCCAAUCUGGAGAGGCCCGGCGAGGGCGACGCGGGCCUCAGGCUGUGCCUCCACCACAGGGACUUCCGGCCCGGCGCCGCCGUGCUGGAGAACAUCGAGGCCGCCAUUCACAGCUCCCGCCACACCAUCUGCGUGGUGACUCGUCACUUCCUGCAGAGCGAGUGGUGCUCCGUGGAGUUCCAGCUGGCCAGUCUGAGGCUCCUGUACGACGGCAGCGACGUUCUGCUGCUGGUGUUCCUGGAGGAGAUACCCGAGCGCUGCCUGACGCCCUACACGCGGCUACGCAAGAUCGUACACAAGAAGACCUACUUGCUGUGGCCCGAGACGCCACAGGAACAGGACUCCUUCUGGGUCCGACUCAUCGAUGCCUUAAGGGACGGCCAGGAGGGCGGGAGAGGUGGAGAACACGAGUUGGCAUAGAAACAUCGAGCGAGCAAUUAAUGGAUUGUUAAAACGGUUGGAAAUUACUUUGAGUGACUUGUGGUUAGCGAGGGACACAUUUUUGCAGUUUAUAGCUAGAGCUUCAGCUUUAAUUACCAACAGUGUUACUCAAAUGCAGAAGGUUGUCACACACUUCAACAGUGUGGAUGUGUCUUUGUCUAUAUGUGAAAAAUGCGCGCGCGCACACACACACACACACACACACACACACACACACACACACGAGUGUAAACACAUUUCUGUGGUUUGUGAAAUUUCGUUCAAAUGGCAUGUGCUGAAUAAAAAGAAGAAGUAUUACAAGA